GCCUCUCGAGAGUCCCGGAGCCCCGCUUGACCGCGGCUUGAGGAGUUCCUGUCUUCACCAUGCCGAUGAAGGGUCGCUUCCCUAUCCGCCGUACGCUGCAGUACCUGAGUCGCGGGGAAGUGGUAUUCAAGGACUCGGUGAAGGUCAUGACCGUGAACUACAACACGCAGGGGGAACUGGGCGAAGGCGCCAGGAAAUUUGUGUUUUUCAACAUCCCUCAGAUCCAGUAUAAGAAUCCUUGGGUGCAGAUCAUGCUGUUUAAGAACAUGACGCCAUCGCCCUUCCUGCGCUUCUAUCUAGAUUCUGGGGAGCAAGUCCUGGUAGACGUGGAGACGAAGAGUAAUAAGGAGAUCGUGGAGCACAUAAAGACAAUCUUGGGCAAGAAAGAGGAGACCCUCAGGGAGGAGGAGCUGGAGAAGCAGCAACGCUUUCAUCCAGGCAACUUUGGCCCCCGGAAGUACUGCCUGCGGGAGUGCAUGUGCGAAGUAGAAGGUCAGGUGCCCUGCCCUGGCCUGGUGCCCUUACCCAAGGAAAUGACAGGGAAGUACAAAGCUGCUCUGAAAGCCAGUACUUAGGUCUAACUAAGCAAGGUCAUCUGGGAUGGACUGGUGGCAUCUGACUGGCGGAGAUGGAUUACACUGGUACCAUAAAUGAUGGAACUCUGCAAUGGAAAGGCCGGCUUGCACAUCCAUUUAAAGGACAUGGGAUGAAGGCCAGGUUGCCAACUGCUGAAUAGAUGUCAAUAAAAGAUUUAGUCUUCCUAUA
Messenger RNA from Grammomys surdaster, 765 nucleotides. It is a transcript of the gene Mrps25, whose product is annotated as mitochondrial ribosomal protein S25. NCBI's taxonomy places the organism in Eukaryota, Metazoa, Chordata, Mammalia, Rodentia, Muridae. Gene Ontology annotation, molecular function: structural constituent of ribosome. The transcript is spliced from 4 exons. Gene Ontology annotation, cellular component: mitochondrion. The record is from RefSeq and is a predicted model, not a curated record. The coding region runs from base 60 to 575 and encodes 171 amino acids.